Gastrolobium bilobum is the source of this 601-nucleotide messenger RNA. RefSeq names its product CASP-like protein 1D1. Bases 1 to 570 code for a protein of 189 amino acids. The record is from RefSeq and is a predicted model, not a curated record. Lineage: Eukaryota; Viridiplantae; Streptophyta; Magnoliopsida; Fabales; Fabaceae. The transcript has 3 exons.
AUGGCUUCUACAGAGGCUGAGUACAAAUCAUCUUCAACUCCACCUCCUCCUGCUGGGGUGGAUUACUUUAAAUUCGAUGUGAUCCUCAGAUUUCUUUUGUUGGGGGCAUCAGUGGCGGCUAUUGCAGUGAUUGUCACUAGUGAUCAAACUGUGAUAGUGAAUUUCCUAGGCAUGCCUGUGCCACAGCCAGCCAAGUUCAAAUACUCACCAGCUUUUAUAUAUUUUCUGGCUGCAUUCUGUGUUUCUGGCCUUUAUGGCCUCAUAUCUGCUCUUGCAUCGAUCUCUGUCAUCCAAAAGCCAGAAUUCAAAUUGAAGUUCCUCCUUCACUUUAUCUUCUGGGAUGCGCUGAUAUUGGGGAUAAUAGCCUCAGCAACAGGUUCAGCUGGGAGUGUGGCAUAUCUCGGUUUAAAGGGAAACAGCCAUGUGCAUUGGACUAAAAUUUGCAACGUCUAUGGCAAGUUUUGUAGGCAUAUUGCUGGCUCCGUAGCAGUGGCUUUGUUUAGCAGCAUUGUGACUGUCAUGCUCAUCUGGCUUUCAGCUUAUACCAUUCACAGUCGGGUCCCUAAGUAGAUAGAAGCCAGGAAUAUGGAUCCUUCAGCAU